This is a messenger RNA of Elgaria multicarinata webbii, 2874 nucleotides long. It is a transcript of the gene PCDH20, whose product is annotated as protocadherin 20. Bases 1 to 2874 code for a protein of 957 amino acids. The record is from RefSeq and is a predicted model, not a curated record. Gene Ontology annotation, biological process: homophilic cell-cell adhesion. Gene Ontology annotation, cellular component: plasma membrane. Gene Ontology annotation, molecular function: calcium ion binding. NCBI's taxonomy places the organism in Eukaryota, Metazoa, Chordata, Lepidosauria, Squamata, Anguidae. The transcript has 2 exons.
AUGCGCUGCCGAGGGAAUGAGACGAGGCGCAGCUCGCCACCAGCCCUAGGAUCCAGCUGGCUCCUUGGGCAGAGGCACCGGCAGCUGGCUAUGGGGCAGCGAUCCAGCCCUGGGAGCAGCACAGCCGCCAGUCAGAGGAAUCUGCCGAACUUAUUUAUUUUCCUGCUCUUCCUCGGACCUUUCAACUGCUUUGCAAGCUACAGCCGUGCCACUGAACUCUUCUACAGCAUCAAUGAAGGGCUACCUGCCGGAUUCCUCAUCGGGAAUCUAGCCCAGGAUUUACAGCUCCAGGGAAAAGCAGAGGAUGAAGGUGAGACAGCUGUAGAGGGGAAGCGGCAACCGGACCAAUGGGGAAAAACCCCUCUCUCCUUCAGCCUCGCCUCUGAAGGAUUGGGAAGCCAGUACAUCAACCUAGACAACCAGACAGGAGAACUGCGCACCUCAGGACAGGAAAUUGACCGGGAGGCAGUAUGCACAGAGGAUAAUGUUGGCUCUAAUGGGGUUGCUUCUUCCUCCUCCUCACCAGUACCAUCCUCCGAGUCAUGCUUGCUGUUGCUGGAUGUUCUGGUGUUACCACAGGAGUAUUUCCGCCUCGUCAAGGUGAAGAUUGCCAUCCAUGAUGUUAAUGACAAUGCGCCAUGGUUUCCCAUGCCGCAGAUACACCUCUUUGUGCCUGAGAAUUCACCCAUCAACACCCGUUUGGCUAUAGAGCACCCAGCUGUGGACCCAGACAUGGGUUCCAAUGGGGUCCAGACAUACCAACUACAAGAUGACUAUGGGGUUUUUACAUUGGAUGUGGAGGAGAACGAAAGUGGGGAAAGAACUCCUUACCUGAUUGUCAUGGGUGCCUUGGAUAGGGAGGCCAGGGAUGAAUAUAUUACGCUCAUCACUGCAGAGGAUGGAGGAGUUCCACCAUUGGUGGGCAGUGCCACCCUCACCAUUGGCAUCAGUGACAUCAAUGACAACUGCCCACAGUUCAAUGAGUCCCAGAUCAAUGUCACUGUCUUUGGGAACUCUAGUAUUGGGUUGCACAUAGCCUCUGUCCAUGCUAUGGAUGUGGACCAGGGAAUCAAUGCAGAGAUCACCUAUUCCUACAGUCAAAAGGUUUCUCAGUCGUCCCGCAUUUUGUUUCACCUCAACGAAAGCACAGGCAUUAUCAAGCUCUCCAAGAGGAUUAAUGGUGAUACUCCUCGACUCCAUCGGUUGAGUGUAUUGGCCAAUGGUCCUGGUUGCAUUCCAGCCGUGAUCACUGUGUUGAUAUCCAUCAUCAAAGUCAUGAUGAGACCCCCUGAAGUGAUCCCUCGUUUUAUAGCGAAUGAAGCAGAGGGGGUGGUUUACCUGAGGGAGUUAGAACCUGUGAACACCCCAAUAGCAUUUUUUACCAUAAAAGACCCAGAUGAAAAAUACAAAGUGGAGUGUUAUUUGGAUGGUGAUGGCCCAUUCAGGUUGUCACCAUACAAACCCUACCACAACGAGUACUUAUUGGAGACUACAAAGCCAUUGGAUUAUGAGUCUCAACAGCUCUAUGAAAUAUCAGUGAUUGCAUGGAAUACUGAAGGAUUCCAUGUCAAUAAAAGAGUUAAAGUGCAAGUUCUAGAUGAUAACGACAACUCGCCUGUUUUUUCUCAAUCACUAAUAGAAUUAUCAAUAGAAGAAAACAAUGCUCCCAAUGCUUUUUUGACCAAGCUGCAUGCAACAGACGCGGACAGUGGAGAAAGAGGGCAAGUGUCUUAUUUCCUAGGGUUUGAAGCUCCAUCGUAUUUUUCUUUAGAUAAGGUGACUGGAGUCCUUACGGUUUCCACCCAGCUGGACAGAGAAGAAAGAGAAAAAUACCGCUACACGGUUAGAGCAGUCGAUUUUGGAGUGCCUCCCCGAGAAGCAAUAGCCACCAUUACCAUCUCAGUACUGGAUAAAAAUGACAACAGUCCAAGAUUUAUCAACAAGGAUUUCAGUUUUUUUGUGCCGGAGAAUUUCCCAGGCUUUGGCGAAAUUGGAGUUAUAAGUGUCACUGACGCAGAUAUCGGGCAAAACGGAUGGGUCGCACUUUCUGUUUUGAACGGAAGUGACAUCUUUGUUAUAGAUACCGGCAAGGGAGUGUUAAGGGCAAAGGUAUCUCUAGACAGGGAACAGCAAAGCUCAUACACCUUAUGGGUUGAAGCAGUGGAUGGAGGGGAUCCUUCUUUGUCCUCUACCGCAAAAAUAACCAUCCUUUUGCUGGACAUAAAUGACAACCCACCAUUGGUUUUGUUUCCUCAGUCUAACAUGUCUUACCUUCUAGUCCUUCCUACUACUCUACCUGGAUCUCCUAUCACAGAAGUCUAUGCUGUAGAUAAUGACACUGGCAUGAAUGCGGUUAUAGCGUAUAGCAUCAUUGGGAGAAGAGGUCCACGGCCAGACUCCUUUAAGAUUGACCCCAAGACAGGCAACAUCACUCUGGAAGAGUCACUCAUGCAAAAUGACUACGGCCUCUAUCGGCUUCUCGUUAAGGUUAGCGAUCAUGGUUACCCAGAACCUCUCCAUUCCACAGUCAUGGUGAACCUCUUUGUCAAUGACACUGUGAGCAAUGAGAGCUAUAUUGAAAGCCUUUUAAGAAAGGAACCUGACAUUAAUAUUGAGGAAAAAGAACCACAAAUCUCUAUAGAACCCACGCACAAAAAAAUGGAAUCAGCCUCUUGUAUGCCUACUUUAGUGGCCCUGUCAAUAAUAAGCUUGGGUUCAAUAACAUUGGUAACUGGAAUGGGCAUUUAUAUCUGCCUAAGGAAAGGGAGAAAAUACCACACAGGAGAUGAGAAUUUGGAAGUACAAAUCCCAUUAAAUGGAAGAAUUGAUCUGCAUAUGCUGGACAGAAAACCAGUGGAAAUUUCCAAUAUCUGA